This is a messenger RNA of Penaeus monodon (black tiger shrimp), 3417 nucleotides long. Its product is annotated as frequenin-1-like. The transcript has 8 exons. Lineage: Eukaryota; Metazoa; Arthropoda; Malacostraca; Decapoda; Penaeidae. Gene Ontology annotation, molecular function: calcium sensitive guanylate cyclase activator activity; calcium ion binding. The record is from RefSeq and is a predicted model, not a curated record. Bases 1 to 543 code for a protein of 180 amino acids.
AUGCAAUACGUGAAAAAAAAAUGGAUUUUGGAGCUAAGAGAGUUUACCGACAAAGAGAUCAAACAGUGGCACAAAGGCUUUCUCAAAGAUUGUCCCAAUGGCCUCCUAACAGAACAGGGCUUCAUUAAGAUAUACAAACAGUUCUUCCCUCAAGGCGACCCCACUAAGUUCGCCUCGCUCGUAUUCCGAGUGUUCGAUGAAAACAACGAUGGUUCUAUUGAAUUUGAGGAGUUCAUCCGGGCUCUGUCUAUAACAUCAAGAGGGAACGUCGAUGAAAAGUUACUAUGGGCGUUCAAGUUGUAUGACGUGGACAACGAUGGUUACAUAACACGUGACGAGAUGUACAGUAUAGUGGACGCUAUAUACCAGAUGGUGGGACAGGCACCCGAGGCCGAAGACGAGAACACGCCCGAGAAGAGAGUGGAUAAAAUCUUCUCCCAAAUGGACAAGAACAACGAUGAAAAGCUCACCCUCGAGGAGUUCAAGGAGGGCUCGAAAGCUGACCCUCGAAUCGUCCAAGCACUGUCUCUUGGCGACAACUAAAUGCUCUCCUCCCCUCCCUCCCCUCCCCCAAGUUCAUCCUACUCGAAUGCGAUGCUCAAGGUCAAGCACCGGAGGCCGACGACGAAAACGCGCCGCAGAAGAGAGUCGACCAAAUCUUCUCCCAAAUGGACAAGAAUCACGACGAGAAGCUCACCCUCGAGGAGUUCAAGGAGGGCUCGAAGGCUGACCCCAGGAUCGUCGAGGCCCUUUCUCUCGGGGACAACUGAAGCCUUCGCGUCCUCAUCUGCUCGAUCCUGAACCCCGAUCCUGUUCCACCUGCGGCCCUUGCACACACUUCCUCCUGAUGCUUUAUCUGCGUCGUCUACCUCCUCCUUUACUUGUUCCUCUUCUUCUUCCUUCUCCUCUUCUUCUUCUUCUUCUUCUUUUUCAUAUUCGUCUUCCUUUUCUCCUUCAUCUACCUCUUCCUUUACUUAUUCCUCUUCUCCUUAUGCUACUUCCUCUUCCUCUUCCUCUUCCUCUUCCUCCUCCUCUUCCUCUUCCUCUUCUUCCUCUUCCUCUUCCUCUUCCUCCUCCUCCUCCUCCUCCAUCGUGACACUCACAAGGCGUCUUUCAACGGCGGACCUUCAGGUGGCGAUCUGCUGAGCGAGAAAAAAAGGUCCCCCCCCCCCCAUCGACACUCGCCAACGUCGUCUUCAAAAAAAAGAAAAAUGUUCAACAAAGUCCUUUCGAGAAAAUGGAAACCGUUUAUUUUUUGGUCUUCAUUUGUCGUUUCUCUCUUUUCGUAUCAUUAUUUUCCUUCGUUCUCCUUCGUACUGCACAGCUUGAGCACUUUAACCAUGUAUUGUUAUUACUCUGAACAGCAGUUAAUCAAUACUCAUUGCGAGAUAUGAAGGAAACGUAUAUAUAUAUGUAUAUGUAUAAAUAAUACACGUUUGAUAUGUAAUCCUUUCUUUAGGGAAUGUUGGUUAAUGGAUGUGUUGAUCUGUACCUGUAAUCGUAUGUUAUCUGGUUAAUGCAAGGUAAUGUUCCCACGUUCUCACAUUCUCAACAUUUUAAUCACUUUCUGAAUAUAAUUCUGUAUAAAGCAUAGACGCGUUAACCACUUUUUUUUUCUUUUGAACUAUAAUACCAUAACUCAAAUCAUGUAUAUUCCAAUCUCCAUACUCCUUUUGAAUCACUGUGUACUUUCUGCAUGAAUCAAAAACAUAAUCACUAAUGGUUGUUUAAAGAAAGAAAAAAAAAAAUAAUAAUAAAUUCGAAAAUGAGAUUGAUAAUGGCGAUAGAUUUGAAGAGUCGAUAGCAACCAUUAUUUUAAAGAAGACGUUUUUCCCCCUUGCGGCCUCGAAUGUCAAUGGACACUUGUAUAUCUAGCACGUUCACCAAAUAAUCUUUAUCAUAUAUCUUGGGAGACUUCAUUUGGGAAAAAAAAAAUAAUAAUAAUACAUAGAUCUUGAAACCUACCAAUCUUUAAACUAGAUAGGGAAGAUAGACGAAAUGGAUUUUUUUAGAGUCAGGUCCGAACUCUUUACUCUUAUGAAAAAAAAAAAACGUUGAUAAGGGAGCUGUCGGUGUAAUCGAAUGAUAAUUAGUAUGACAUGACGAUAAUUAAUACUACUAAUUAUGAUGACGACAUGUACGUAAUCUCAAUAAAGUUUUCAAACUUAAUCCAUGGCGAGGUUUCGGACACUCGCCUGGUAGCCAAUCAAAUCAAAGCUUACAUACUGAGAGUGCACCAAUCAGCUCACAGGUUACGUAUCAGUGUAUAGGAUGAAUGGCAUCCGCGUUCAACUGAAAAAAAAAACAAUUCUUGCUCUAAUUCUUAGUGUUAAUGUUCAGAGUUCAGAGCUGGGACCGGCGUCGUGUAGAUAUUAGACAUAUCUGCAGCGGAACAUUCAAAACACUUGCUCAUAACUGCAGGUCAAUGAAGAAAAAAAAAGAUUAAUAAUAAUAAUAAUAAUAAUAAUAAUUAAUAAUAAUAAUAAUAAUUAAUAAUAAUAAUAAUAUAAUAAUAAUAAUAAGUUUGGCUUUGUUUGUACGCUUAGAAAGGUGCAUGAGAGCAGCAUUUUAUCAUCAAAGAAUUUUUGGACAAUAUACCGUUAUAAUCUUUUUAUCACGGGCGUUACUAUUGAUAAACAUAGACAUUUAUGACCAUUUUUGUCACUACUUUUUUUACGUUAUUGUUCAAAGGGAAGCUGAGCGAAGCCAGAACAAAAUGGCGGCGUAUUUUCGGCUUCCUCGUCUGUUUUCCAACACUAACCACUGAUGUUACAAAAUAAAAAAACAAAAAAACAAAAAAAAAUAACAAAAAAAAACUUUGUACCAUGUGUUCAACUUAAAAAAAAAAACCCUCUGGCACUCAAGAUAAGGAUUCGAAUUCUGAUACCCCACUUAACGUAAACGACUUAUUAAGCUCACUGGAACAGGCAUACUCAAACCGCCAGUGACCUUUUCUGGCCUAUCCCUCGGGCAUUGCAUCUUUUAAAACUGAUCCCUUGGGCAUUGUAUCUUUUAAAACUGAUCCCUUGGGCAUUGUAUCUUUUAAAACCGGUCCCUUGGGCACUGCAUCUUUUAAAACCGGUCCCUUAGGCACUGCAUCUUUUAAAAAGUAAUAAUCAUAAUACAAAGUGGAGAGUGAUAAUAAUUACUAAAUAAUGAUACUGAUAAUGUGUGAUUUCAGAAUACGAGCCAACGUGUCAACCAGUUGCUUGAGUGGUGUUCCGGCGUCGUUAAAAAAGAGAGAAAGAGAGAGAAAAAAAAAAACGAAGAAAUAUAAAAUAUGAUGCUAAUUAUAGCAUCUACCUAUAAUUAAAUCAAAGUGUAAUUAAAACUUGUUAUGGAUAUACGAACAAAAGUAAAUAUCGAUCUCAACUCUCGCAAGUUAAAAAAAAAAAAAAAUUCUCUCCUAUCAAAAAA